Desarmillaria tabescens is the source of this 657-nucleotide messenger RNA. RefSeq lists its product as uncharacterized. Bases 1 to 657 code for a protein of 218 amino acids. NCBI's taxonomy places the organism in Eukaryota, Fungi, Basidiomycota, Agaricomycetes, Agaricales, Physalacriaceae. The transcript is spliced from 4 exons. Gene Ontology annotation, biological process: cell surface receptor signaling pathway. The record is from RefSeq and is a predicted model, not a curated record.
AUGGCCCCAUUUCCAUACAUCAAGGGUGUUGCAGGAUGUAUAGCUACAGUUCUCGAGGUCAUUGAGUUAGCUGGCAAGAACAACGAGGACCUUCAGGACUUGGCAGAGAGCGUUGGAACAACAAUACGAAUCAUCAAGGAAACCGUUGAAGCGCACGGCAAUACGAGCGCGACGCGUUUUCGUGAUGUAUGUGUGGAGCUUCAGGCAUACCUGGAGGGUUUGGUUGCCGAAAUAAACACUACUCGAUGCAACUCGAAGUCCAAAGGCAUUACGCGAUUCCUGAAAACGAAGAAGAUUUCCGGUGUUAUCGACGGAUACAAGCAGCGAGUGAACAACAUCAAGGCAGAUUACCUUGUUCGGGUUACUACCGACUCAAGGCUCGCGAUGUCCGAGAUGCAGGAUGCACUGAGUGCAGUCACUCAAGCCACGGAGACAGCACAGUCACGUAUCACCUCGACUGUCGUGUCUCAAGCUCACUGCAUCCAAGGCGAGAUACGUUCCUUGGGCGAUAUCCAGAAGGAACAUGCAGCCCAGAUUUGUGAGAAGCUUCAGGAUCUGAAGGGAUAUUAUAAAGGACAGGUAGGUGGUUCCUCAUAUCAAACAUAUCUAUAUCUUAUUCGUAGGUUCGAGAACUUUUCCCGGGGGACAUCUACAUAG